Molecule: messenger RNA, 3912 nt
Organism: Fukomys damarensis (Damara mole-rat)
Lineage: Eukaryota; Metazoa; Chordata; Mammalia; Rodentia; Bathyergidae
Product: keratin, type I cuticular Ha3-II
Exons: 7
Coding region: 2394-3608 (404 amino acids)
Molecular function (GO): structural molecule activity
Source: RefSeq, a predicted model, not a curated record
AGCUGUUGGAGGGAGCUCUUUGUCACAGGUAGGGUGGCCUCAGCAGAAAAUCUGAGUCCUGUGGGUGAGGUCCUGUGGAUUCCUCACACAGGAGCGGCCUUGGCUUCCCUCGUAAACAGCAUCCUUAGACCUCAAAUGCUCUUCAGUUGCUUACAUCUUGAGACCAGAAGCCUCGACCGCAGUGUUGGCCACAAUUACAGGCAGUUGUAAAAUCUCUCUGCUGGUUGGGAUUUGAUUUGUUUAUUGAGGUGUCGCUGGCCCGAGAGUAUCAUCGCUUACGUAAAGGUGAGAAUUCACGGGACACCAGGAGUGGAAUAAAUGAAGAGUAAUCGCUUCCAGGAAUUCCUUGGCAGCAGACUGAAACCUGUUUCUUCUUUAGGAGGCAGGAAGUCCUCUCCACCAUUGCUGUUUGGCGGCUGCGUAGCUACGCAGCAAUCAUAGUUACGUCUCCUUGGGACUUGCAAAUACUUUCGUUUUCUAAACUCUGCUCUGUGCUUUUGAAGACACAGAACACUUAGCCAUGGCUUGUUCUACUCUGACUGAGGUAGAAGCCACAGCAGGUUUAUGCAGACUUUUGGCUACAUAUUCGCUAGGCUGUCAUGUGUUACUCCUUUCUUCACAAAGUGGCAUUUCGCUGGAACACAGAACAAAGGAAGAACAGGAAGUAACUGGAGAAAAAUGAAUGGAUCCAGCCGUUUGCCUCAUGUUACUUGAUGUGAUCCAAUGGGGCUCAAUCAGUUCGAUACUGAUUUGAAGCCAGCACACCCACUGCGCAGCUCACUGGUGGUGGGAUCGUGUUAGAUAGAGGCAGGAAAGCAGGCAGGAGGGGCAGAGAGUUGUGGGUUUCGACAAGGGAGAGGGUGUCAGUGGUUUUGAGACCUUCACUCUGGAAGACCAAGCAUUUCCCCCCAAGCGUCAGUCCUUUCCAAAAGCACACUUGAGACCCCUCCCUGGAAAUGACUUUUCAAAUCAGCCGAGAAUGCACGUUUGUACCUGACAGUUACAGUUUGUUUCUGACCCAUUACAGACACCACUCAGCUUGGACGUUCACCAGGCUCACCAGGCCUGGGUCCAAAUGACAUCAGGCUGGUUCCUUGGAAGACAGACAUUUGCCUUGGGUGAGGGUAACCCAAAGAAUGUGCCCCAGGCCACCAGGGCGGGUCUGGGAAGAGGUGCCCCAGGAGUGGCCACGGGGCAGGAGCUGGCGUGAGGCUUCCAAAAGGAACAACUCAAAAGAGACGCCUUUCAUCUUUGGAACACUGGCAGAGUCAAAUAGAAUCCUUGCAGUUCAUGCUCCGUCUGCGAUGGCACGAGGGCGAAGCAUUUGUUUGUCAAACGCUGUCCCAGCAGCCCUGAGCCACCGCCUAGGAAGGUGAGGAUGUGGGGUUUUGCACAGCCAUGUGCUUCCGAGGGCUGAGUUCGGAUUAACCAGGGUUCUGUUUUAAAGCUCCCAGUGGCGGAAACGACCUUGGUUCUUUAACAGAGCAGAGCAGGCCCUUACGUCUUGGCUCCUGUCAUCUAGGAGGUGGAUCGCUGUGCUGUCUACAUCUGCGCUGUUGUGUCGCAGUGCGGAGAGCAGAAGGGACGUGGGGAACGCGCAAGGCGAUGGGGGGUGGCCCCGGAGUUAGAGACCCGGGAGGAAGCCCGGCUCCGCGGUGUAGGAGCUCCGUGACCUUGGGUGGCCUCUCAUCCUCACACUCCUGCACGGUUUCCACGCUGUGUGCAGGCGCAGAGCGCAGUGCCCAGGGGUGCUGCCCACGGUAGCCUUUCUCAGUUCCCUCAGGAAGACUGAGCGGUGGAAAGGGAGUGCGGCCGGUGCAGCUGUCACCCCCAGGGGACGGAACGGCACAGGGACAGAGCCGAUGGCCUUGGCAGUCUCCUCUGGUCUCAGCUGCCCGGAUUCCUCACGAGAUAAUCUGGUCUGCGGAGGGGCGUCUCAGCUGGUUUCCCCACAGGGCCCUACCUGAGUAGGAACUGGAUAGGGCGUAAACCUUCCCUUCUGCAGAAGACGCACAGAUACGAGUCUGACUGCCAGAGGACAGCGGGGAGCUUCCCUGGGACUCGGCCCUCCACCCAGAAGUGCUGCUGUUGGCAAAGCUGGUCACUUUGAAGUCAAACCAGGACGCUCUUAGGUGACUGAGCGGCAGGGGUGGGAGGAGCCCUGACUCAGCACGGAGCCCGAGUAAAAACAUUCUAAGUGGUGAAGGACUCCUGGGAGGUGGCUCAAUAAUACCCGGAAAAAUUGGUAAAGAGGGCAAAAGGGACAAUGUUUAUGGGGUCGCCACACCCACCACUGACAGAAUAUAAAGCUGGGCAGAGGACCAGGACCUAUACCAGAGACAAGAAAGCAGGUUUCGAAGCUGAUUCUCAGAGCUCUGCUCCCUCCCAGCACCAUGCCCUACAACUGCUGCCCGCCCACCCCGAGCUGCCGCACCAGCUGCGCCUCCCGGCCCUGCGUGCCCCCCAGCUGCCACGGCUGCACCCUGCCCGGGGCCUGCAACAUCCCCGCCAACGUGGGCAGCUGCAACUGGUUCUGCGAGGGCUCCUUCAACGGCAGCGAGAAGGAGACCAUGCAGUUCCUGAACGACCGGCUGGGCAGCUACCUGGAGAAGGUGCGGCAGCUGGAGCGGGAGAAUUGCGAGCUGGAGCGGCGCAUCCAGGAGCGCAGCCAGCAGCAGGAGCCCUCGCUGUGCCCCAGCUACCAGUCCUACUUCCGCACCAUCGAGGAGCUGCAGCAGAAGAUCCUGUGCAACAAGGCUGAGAACGCGCGGCUGGUGGUGGAGGUGGACAACGCCAAGCUGGCCACCGACGACUUCAGGACCAAGUACCAGUCGGAGCUGUCCCUGCGGCAGCUGGUGGAGUCGGACAUCAACGGCCUGCGCAGGAUCCUGGAUGAGCUGACCCUGUGCAGAUCCGACCUGGAGGCACAGGUGGAGUCGCUGAAGGAGGAGCUGCUGUCCCUCAAGCAGAACCACGAGCAGGAAGUCAACACCCUGCGCUGCCAGCUCGGGGACCGCCUCAACAUAGAGGUGGACGCGGCGCCCUCCGUGGACCUGAACCGCGUGCUCAACGAAGUCAGGAGCACGUACGAGGCCGUGGUGGAGACCAACCGCAGGGAGGUGGAGGAGUGGUACACCACGCAGACCGAGGAGCUGAACAAGCAGGUGGUGUCGAGCUCGGAGCAGCUGCAGUCCUACCAGGCGGAGAUCAUCGAGCUGCGGCGCACGGUCAACGCCCUGGAGAUCGAGCUGCAGGCGCAGCACAACCUGAGAAACUCCCUGGAGAACACGCUGAACGAGAGCGAGGCCCGCUACAGCUCGCAGCUGUCGCAGGUGCAGUGCCUGAUCGGCAGCGUGGAGUCGCAGCUGGCGGAGAUCCGGGCUGACCUGGAGCGGCAGAACCAGGAGUACCAGGUGCUGCUGGACGUGCGGGCGAGGCUGGAGUGCGAGAUCAACACGUACCGGGGCCUGCUGGACAGCGAGGACUGCAAGCUGCCCUGCAACCCCUGCGCCACCACCAAUGCCUGUGACAAGCCCAUUGGGCCCUGCGUCUCCAAUCCUUGUAUUUCCCGCUCCCGCUGUGGGCCCUGCAACACCUUCGGGUGCUAGGCAGCCCAGGGCCAGGAGGAGGACCGUGUGAAGACAGAAGACCCUAGGCCCGCUCCACCUCUCAAGCCCGUGUUCAGCAUCACCACGAGUCGUGUCCUGGAAGGAGAAGGGAGGCCCAGGUCUGUGGCCUGGCUCCUAGCCUCUGCCACCGGGACCUCUUCGGCCAGGUCCCUGUCUCCUGCCUGUGUCUGGUGGACCGAGAGGCCUGAGCCUCAAAGGGCCCUUGGGUGGUGGGUUGUGGUUCCCAUGGCCGUUUCUGCUUUUCUUGCUCUUUCCCACAUCUCCCAAUAAACUUUCCUCCUGC